Plasmopara halstedii is the source of this 315-nucleotide messenger RNA. Its product is annotated as P-loop containing nucleoside triphosphate hydrolase. NCBI's taxonomy places the organism in Eukaryota, Oomycota, Peronosporomycetes, Peronosporales, Peronosporaceae. The transcript has 2 exons. The coding region runs from base 1 to 315 and encodes 104 amino acids. The record is from RefSeq and is a predicted model, not a curated record.
AUGGAAGCCGGCCUUCACAUUGUUUUUGUGGGCACAGCUGGUGUGGGUAAGAGCAUGCUGCUGGUGCUGUUUGCAUUCUACAUGGCUUUGUGUCAGAAGAAGCGUGUCGUGUUGUUUCGAAAGAAGAAGAAAGGAUUUUCCAUGCUGUAUAUGGAUGGAGAGAACGAACAAUACUGGCGAAUGGACAGGGCGGAGAUUGAGGAUCUUGACCGUCAGCUUCGUCUAGGCGCUGAAUUGUGUCUGGAUGGGAUCCGGACGACGACCUCCCUGUGCUCAGGCAAUGCCUCGUCCCGUUUUGGUCCAAGUGCGAUUUGA